Messenger RNA from Saxophila tyrrhenica, 1284 nucleotides. RefSeq lists its product as uncharacterized. Gene Ontology annotation, cellular component: multivesicular body. NCBI's taxonomy places the organism in Eukaryota, Fungi, Ascomycota, Dothideomycetes, Mycosphaerellales, Extremaceae. The transcript has a single exon. Gene Ontology annotation, biological process: late endosome to vacuole transport via multivesicular body sorting pathway. The record is from RefSeq and is a predicted model, not a curated record. The coding region runs from base 1 to 1284 and encodes 427 amino acids.
AUGGCCACCCAACUCCCCCAGAAGCUCCGCAUAGGCGAGGUACAGCGAUUCGCAUCCAGAGCAGUACAACUCGAGAAGUUCCGCCCAAUCGUAACGUACUGGUGCGAGUACUACAUCCUCCAAUAUGUCCUCAACCGCAACCUCCACACGACAGACGACGAGUGCCAGGGUUAUGCCCUCCAACUCAUGGACAAGCUCGAGCAGUACAAAGCCGACAACGCAGCCAACGAUGCGAUCGUGGACGAUGUCGCGGCGAAAGCAUACAUAGAGAACUUCGCGAUGGAUACUUUCAACAGAGCAGACAAUGCGCAGCGGGCGAACAAUGUGACAAAGCAGACGGCGGAUACGUUCAUGGCGGCUGCGACUUUUCUAGAUCUGCUGGCGAUAUGGGGAGAGGUGGAUCGUGAGAUUGCGGCAAAGAGCAAGUUUGCAAAGUUCCAUGCUGCGCGGAUUUUGAAGGCUUUCAAGGCUGGAGAGGACCCGAAUGCGACUAAUCCGGUGGCCGAAGAGGCGCCCGCACCCGCAGCGGAUGAGUUCGACGACGAGCUGAAUGACAUGGAGCAGCAGCAGAACGGAGGAAGCGCAAGUGGAUAUCAGCAACCUACGGUCGAAGAUGCUGGGCCGAGCGGUGCCCCGUCGAGACCGGAGAGUGCGUUUCAAGGCCAGUCACCCGCGCCGCCACCCAUGCCGCUCCAUCCACCGAAUCAGGCCGCCUCGCCUAGCUUACCUGUACCGAGACCUGGAGAUGUAUCACCAAUCGAACCUCACCAAAGCGAUGCCAACGAGUCGGCCUCAGCAAGGCAGAACUCUGUGGGAGGAGGUUACUUUCCGGAAGUCCCAGGCCAAACGGCGGACGUAGACAUGAGCGAUCAAAUGGACCCACCUCCCCCAGCUGCUCAAUCCCCCAUGAACCCGCAAGACUUCUACAACACCAACGCACUGCCGCCACCAGCAGCCCCAUCAGCGCCUUCUCCCGGCUCCUUAGGCCUAGGGAGCGACAACAGGCCCAGCCGACCUUCUCCCAGCCAAAUGAACGCGCAGCCACCUGCAAUGCCUUUCGCGCAACCGCCUCCGGCUCCUCCAGCCCAGUCUCAGCCCCUCGCGCCUCCAGCGCCUCCACCUGCACAGUAUGCACCACCCGCCGGUGGCUACAAGACGGACGACGACUCGAGCGCGGCAGCGCAGAAACACGCUCGAUGGGCUAUCUCUGCGCUGAAUUUCGAGGACGUGAAUACGGCUGUCAAGGAGCUGAGGCUUGCGCUGCAGAGUCUGGGUGCUACUUGA